AUUGUACUUGUACCGGACUGACUGGAGUCUAAUUGUUUUUUUACCGGACUGAGAUGCCGUCUCCGAAGAAUUCUCCGUCAAGAGCGGAAGCCUUUGCCCUAUAGUCAAAAUCCGCGAGCUCUACAGUCCACACACUGUACAGGGAAUACUUGCACACAAAUCUCGCAACUUAAUUUAUAAAACUCCAACAUUUAGCCAAUGUUCAUCUCAUUUUUGUGAUAUGCUUUAACAGCUAGCGAUCAGCAAACCUAUUGUGAACGGUUAGUAUAUUUAUCAGAAGGAGAAGAGUUGAAUUCUAAUCAUGAAAGAAGUUAACAAAAGAUUUAUAAACAUCCACACCAACUACAGUCCUAUCAAUAAUAAUCUUCAUCAACAUCUGGUCCCAUCCUACCCAGCCCCCCUUGGACCCCUACCCGAGUAUGGUUAUGUGUAUUACCCCUCCUUUGAAGGAUUACCUCCUAGCUACGCCCCUGAUAUAAGCUCCUGCUACGCCCCUGACCUCCUCCAACGAAUUGGCAAGCCUCUGGAUGUUUCUGUUUACCUACCCCUCCUUCAGGAACCUCAUGAGAUUCCUCUUCUAGAUGUACCUUUAAACUAUCAGUCGGGAUCCUUCCAACAAAUGCUGGCAUUCAACCCUUUACCUCAAACCAUUCAAACACAAGGGGUUCAGGAAGUGGAAAGUGGUCUAAAAGGGUUGAUGUUGGAUGUAUUUGGAAACUAUGUUGUUCAGAAACUUCUAGAAUUUGGAGCAGAUGAAAUCAAGCAGGAAAUCCAAGCAAAGAGACUAGAUGAUAAGCUAGUUGAGUGCAUGAAGGAGCAGCAUGGAAACCAUGUGAUACAGAAAUGCGUAGAAAAGGUUGAGGAAUCAGUUCUAGAAAAUAUCAUUACAAAAUCCACGGGAAAGAUAAUUGAUAUCAGCUGUGAUCCGUACGGUUGCCGCGUCAUUCAACGAUUUCUAGAAAACGCAAACCUUCAGCAAAGACGACUAAUUCUCAACGAAGUAAAUCCAGCGAUCUACAGUUUAAUUCAGGACCAGUACGGUAACUAUAUAGUACAGCAUAUUUUGGAUCAUGGAAGCAAGGAAGAAACAGAGAAGAUUGCUCAGAGUAUCUGCGGUCACGUGGUAGAGCUGUCCCAGCACAAGUACGCAAGUAACGUGCUGGAGAAGUGUGUGGAGCGAACAGGAGAAAUCAACCGAGCCCUCUUUAUUACGGAGAUGGUCAAUUCAGGCAGCAUAAGUCCUCCAUGGAGAAGCAAUCCUAUGGAAAGAAUAUUUGGGCGAGAUUAG
Eurytemora carolleeae is the source of this 1288-nucleotide messenger RNA. RefSeq names its product pumilio homolog 2. The record is from RefSeq and is a predicted model, not a curated record. Gene Ontology annotation, molecular function: mRNA binding. Gene Ontology annotation, biological process: post-transcriptional regulation of gene expression. Gene Ontology annotation, cellular component: cytoplasm. The transcript is spliced from 11 exons. The coding region runs from base 302 to 1288 and encodes 328 amino acids. Lineage: Eukaryota; Metazoa; Arthropoda; Copepoda; Calanoida; Temoridae.